AUGGCAGCUGAAGAAGGCCAAACCAAGUUCGAUGGGGAAGCCUUACAAAAGGCAUUUCUUGAUAUGAAGUCGAUGGUUGAUGUUCUUCUCCAGGAAAGACAAGAACAACAGAAACAUGAGAAAGGAGGUGCAUCAAAACUAGAGGAUAAAGGAAAAAGACUAGGAGGUGGUGGUUCCCCACCAAAAACUCCUCCUUCUCCUCUUUCUUCUCCUUCUCCCCCUUGUUCUCCAUCUUCUUUUGUUAAUCCUUUUAAGGGCACACAUAAGCCCGUAAUCAAACUUGAUGUAAAAUUUGAAUUGCCUAAAUAUAGUGGGGAACUAAGUGCUGAAAAACUUGAUGAUUGGAUACAACAAGUAGAGGUUUACUGUAGGAUACAGGGCCUGAUAGAAGAUGCCUCUAGGAUACAGUUGGCUACUCUCCGUUUAGGAGGUACUGCUCUCACCUGGUGGGAGAGUAGGACCCAAGAGGAGAUUGCUCAUCAUGGUAGAGUUAGGAUGUCCUGGAUGGAGUUUGUUGCCACUCUUAAAGAGCAAUUCUAUCCUUUAGGACACAUGCAACAACUAACUAUGAAUUUCCAAACCUUUAGGCAAGCAAAAGGCCAAUCAGUGCAGGAGUACACCCACGAGUUUAGAAAACGGGCAAUAGCAUUGAAUGUACCCUUGUAUACCCAAGAUACCCUGCUUAAAUAUAUAGGUGGUUUACAUUCCUACCUCCGACACACUAUCCUCAUGUUGAAUCCUAGUAAUCUGGAUCAGGUAUGUGUCCAAGCUAAUCAUAUUGAGUCUAGGGGUAAGAACACUUUUAGUGAAAGCUUUGCUAAGAAAUCAUCCAAGAAACCACCAGAGGGAAAAUCAAAGGAUAAAGGUAAAGGGAAGAAGACGGCUAUAGUAAAGAAAGAGGAUGCUAAGCCUACAUGCUCUCAUUGUAAGAAAGAAGGGCAUGAAGAUGCUAAGUGCUGGAAAUUGCAUCCAGAGUUGAGGCCAAAGCGAUACGGAGGUAACAAAGGUCCAAAGAAGACUACUGCGGUGAUCCAACAAGAUCUUGGAUCUGAUUCUGGAGAUGAAACUCAGAUAGUUGCUACUAGCAUCCAAGGUACAGUGAAAGGUAAAACUCUCUCAUCAGAUGCAAUUGUUUCUAAUGCAAGUACAAGUAAAGAAAUUUCUCUUCCUAAUGUGGAUAAACAAAGGAAUGAACUUUUUCACAUCCGUGUGGUAACUAAACACACUAAGAUUGAUACUUUAUUUGAUACUGGUUCACAAGUCAACUUAAUUUCUGAAGAGGUUGUGAAGAAAUUGAAUCUAACUACUACUCCUCAUCCUAAGCCCUAUCCACUGGGAUGGGUAUGUAAUGAUUCACAGUUGCAGGUGACAAAACAGUGCAAACUACGUUUUGCCAUUACUACUAAUUUUACUGAUGAGGUAGAGGUAGAUGUGGUACCUUUGCAUAUUUGUGGGCUUGUGUUAGGAAGUCCAUAUCUUUUUGAUAGACAGGCAAUCUUUUACAGGGAGGAGAAUAAGUAUCAUUUGUUCAAAGAUGGUAAAGAGUACAUAGUUAGAUCACAUAAAGUCAAAACUAGUCUUGCAUUAGUAAAUGCUGGUCAAAUGAAAAGAUUAGUAAAUGCGAGUAAAAACUUUGUUCUUAUGCUUGUAAAAGCCAAGGAUGAUGAUAAAUCCGAGGCAUUUAAGGGGUGUAAACUAGAACAUAAGGCCGAGUUGGUCAAAAUUAUAUCUACAUAUGAUGACCUUUUUCAGGAACCAAAGGGGUUGCCCCCCAAGAGAGAGAUCCAACAUGAGAUACAUUUGCAGCAGGAUGUGCCUCUGCCUAAUAUCGGCAUGUAUUGCUUAUCUGUUCUACAAAAUGAAGAGAUCAAGAAACAGGUUCAAGAGUUAGUCGAGAAAGGAGUAAUUCGACCAAGCACUUCUCCAUGUGGCUCGCCAAUUGUCCUAGUGCCAAAGAAGGAUGGGUCCUGGAGGAUGUGUAUUGACUAUCGAGCCCUAAAUAAGAUCACGAUAAAGAAUAGGUAUCCUCUUCCUCGUAUUGAUGAUUUACUUGAUCAACUAAAGCAUGCGGUUUAUUUUACUAAGCUGGAUUUGCGAAGUGGUUAUCAUUAG
Messenger RNA from Cryptomeria japonica (Japanese cedar), 2112 nucleotides. RefSeq lists its product as uncharacterized. The record is from RefSeq and is a predicted model, not a curated record. The transcript has a single exon. The coding region runs from base 1 to 2112 and encodes 703 amino acids. NCBI's taxonomy places the organism in Eukaryota, Viridiplantae, Streptophyta, Pinopsida, Cupressales, Cupressaceae.